UGCUGUUUGCAUUUAAACACUUGGAAAAGAAAGAGACCAGACAGAGUUUGAAGGACAUGAUGAUGGUCAUCAGAGCUGUGUUGUUGCUGGCAGUCACCACUCUGGUAACUGGAGCAAGAAAAAACAAGGUGGUGUCAGUGAAGUUAGACUCCUUGAGUGGAUGUAAAGGAAAGUCUAUAAGGGUUUUACUGGAUUCCACAGAGCCGCAGAUCAACAGCAAACCAACAAGAAUCAUCGCGAACACAUCGGUGUCACCCUGGACUUACAGAGAGUCCUUGGUACCGUCUCGGAUUCCACAGGUGAUCUCCGAGGCCGAGUGUCUGACCUCUGCCUGUAUCGGUCUGCGAGGCGGUGCAGAGGAUGCAGGCUUGAUGGCUGCGCCCAUCAGGUACCAGAUCUUGGUUCUGCACAGGGUACCAAAAAAGAGCCAGCGUGGGAAGGGGAAGAGGAAACAACAGAGCUAUAAUUUGAGAUUGGGAGUAAAGGCGAUUACAGUGGGAUGUACAUGUGUCAGACCCACUAUUGUCUCACAAAACUAA
Synchiropus splendidus (mandarinfish) is the source of this 539-nucleotide messenger RNA. RefSeq names its product interleukin 17a/f3 (gene il17a/f3). Gene Ontology annotation, cellular component: extracellular region. The transcript has 4 exons. Gene Ontology annotation, biological process: inflammatory response. Lineage: Eukaryota; Metazoa; Chordata; Actinopteri; Syngnathiformes; Callionymidae. The record is from RefSeq and is a predicted model, not a curated record. Gene Ontology annotation, molecular function: cytokine activity. The coding region runs from base 57 to 539 and encodes 160 amino acids.